Molecule: messenger RNA, 975 nt
Organism: Meriones unguiculatus (Mongolian gerbil)
Lineage: Eukaryota; Metazoa; Chordata; Mammalia; Rodentia; Muridae
Product: olfactory receptor 2V2
Exons: 1
Coding region: 1-975 (324 amino acids)
Biological process (GO): G protein-coupled receptor signaling pathway
Cellular component (GO): membrane
Molecular function (GO): G protein-coupled receptor activity; olfactory receptor activity
Source: RefSeq, a predicted model, not a curated record
AUGUUUUCAGAUGGUCCAGGACUGAGCAUGGCAAUGUGGGUGAACCAGUCAUCCACAGAUGACUUCAUCCUCCUGGGCAUCUUCUCCCACAGCCCAACUGACCAUCUUCUCUUUUCUGUGGUCAUGCUAGUCUUCACAGCAGCGCUCUGUGGGAAUGUCCUCCUCAUCCUCCUCAUCUACAGUGACUCCCGACUUCAUACUCCCAUGUACUUCUUCCUCAGCCAGCUCUCCCUCAUGGACCUCAUGUUGGUCUGUACCAAUGUGCCAAAGAUGGCAGCCAACUUCCUGUCUGGCAGGAAGUCCAUCUCCUUUGUGGGUUGUAGCAUACAAAUUGGCCUCUUUGUCUGUCUUGUGGGCUCUGAGGGGCUCUUGCUGGGACUCAUGGCUUAUGAUCGUUAUGUGGCUAUCAGCCACCCACUUCACUAUCCUGUCCUCAUGAAUCAGAAGGUCUGUCUGCAGAUCGUCGGGAGCUCCUGGGCCUUUGGGAUAGUAGAUGGCCUGGUGCAGAUGGCGGUGGUGAUGACCUUCCCCUAUUGCAGCUUGAGGGAGGUGGACCACUUUUUCUGUGAGAUGCUCUCUUUGUUGAAGCUGGCCUGUGUGGACACAUCCCUGUUCGAGAAGGUAGUAUUUGUUUGCUGUGUGUUCAUGCUGCUGUUUCCUUUCUCUAUCAUUAUAGCCUCCUAUACGCGAAUCCUAGGAACUGUGCUCAGUAUGCAUUCCGCCAAAUCCCGGAAAAAGGCUCUGGCCACCUGUUCCUCCCACCUGACAGCUGUCUCCUUCUUCUAUGGAGCAGCCAUGUUCAUCUACCUAAGGCCAAGGCGAUACCGGACCCCAAGCCAGGACAAGAUGGUGUCUAUCUUCUACACAGUCCUUACCCCUAUGCUCAACCCCCUUAUUUAUAGCUUGAGGAAUCAGGAUGUGAUAGGAGCAAUGCAGAAAGGGUUGGACCGCUGCAGAGUUGGCAGCCAGCACUGA